AUGGGAGAAUACGUCGAGAAAGCAGACGCAAGCCAUCCAAGUGUCAUUAUCGUUGGCGCCGGUGCUGGAGGUGUCGCAACAGCUGCACGACUUGCCGCCGCGGGAUGCAAAGUCACGGUCAUCGAGAAGAAUGACUUCUCGGGUGGAAGAUGCAGUUUGAUACAUCGCAACAACUACGUACGAAAGGUGCCCUUGGAUCGCGAUAUCACGCCAAUUGCUAACAAUCCGCAGAGAUUCGAUCAAGGUCCAAGUCUACUAUUACUUCCACGGUUGUUCCAUGAGACGUUUCAAGAUCUAGGCACCACACUGGAAGAUGAAGGUGUACAUCUUGUCAAAUGUGAACCAAACUACACCGUCCAUUUCCAUGAUGACACCAAGUUCAAAAUGUCCACCGACAUUGCAACCAUGAAGAGUGAGAUCGAGCGCUUCGAAGGAAAAGAAGGAUUCGACCGCUAUCUUGGUUACCUGAGCGAGGCGCAUAAGCACUACGAAUUGUCCAUCAUAUAUGUGCUGAAGAGGAAUUUCUUUUCAUACGCAAGCAUGAUACGGCCCGACUUCUUACGAUAUCUUCAAACUCUGCAUCCUUUCGAGAGCGUGUGGAGAAGAACCAGCAUGUACUUCCGUACGGAGAGGUUGAGGAGAGUGUUCACGUUCGCCAGCAUGUACAUGGGCAUGAGUCCAUUCGAUGCUCCGGGAACCUACAGUUUGCUUCAGUACACAGAGUUGGCUGAAGGCAUUUGGUAUCCCCUCGGCGGUUUCCACAAGGUUGUAGAAGCGCUGGUCAACAUUGGUUCGCGAUUGGGCGUCGACUACCAGUUCAACUCCCCAAUAAAGCAGAUCACAUUAUCGGAAGAUGGAAAGCGGGCGACAGGCGUCACAUUUGAGGAUCCUUCAAGAGCACCGCUCAGUGCAGAUCUCGUCAUCUGCAACGCCGACCUGACAUAUGCAUACAACAACCUUCUGCCCAUCACAUCAUACGGCACAUCAUUAACGAAGCGCGAAACAUCAUGUUCAAGCAUAUCCUUCUACUGGGCACUCGACAAGCAAUUCCCCGAACUCACCGCGCACAACAUCUUCCUAGCAGAGGACUACGGAAAGAGCUUCGACAGCAUAUUUAAGGAGCAUCUGAUCCCUGAGCAGCCCAGUUUCUACGUCAACGUCCCCUCCCGCGUCGACCCAACCGCCGCCCCAGAAGGCUGUGACUCCAUCGUUGUGCUGGUCCCCGUAGGCCACCUCUUCGACUCCAAGAGCGACACGCACAAAGGAUCCGGCAACACGCCCGGCGUCACACAGGACUGGGACACCAUGGUCGCAUCGGCACGCGAAACGAUUCUCAAAACCGUUGAGAAGCGCCUGCACAUCUCACUUGGCCCGCACAUCGUCGACGAGGUCAUCAACACGCCUCCCACAUGGCGCACAAGCUUCAACCUUGACCGCGGCGCCAUCCUAGGCCUGAGCCACAGCUUCUUCAACGUACUCAGCUUCAGGCCGAAGACUAAGCAUCCGAGCAUCAAGGACCUGUACUUUGUCGGCGCGAGUACGCAUCCUGGAACGGGCGUGCCGAUUGUGCUUGCUGGCGCGAAAUUGGUCACGGAUCAGGUGCUUAGGCAUCUGGGGCUCAAGGAUAGAAUAGCACGGCAGGAUCGGUCGACGGGGGAGAAGAGCGCAUUCAAUGUUAGUCCGUUGGAUGUGCCGCAGAGUAGUCUUGUCAUGCAGUUGCUGUAUCUGGUGCUUGCGCUGUUCUUGACAAUGGCGCUGUUUGUGGCGAGUAAGAAGGUUUUGUAGAUAGGAUUGAGAGGCUGGUAGGGGUAAUGUUGAUUCAUUGUCUGGA
Messenger RNA from Parastagonospora nodorum SN15, 1831 nucleotides. RefSeq lists its product as hypothetical. The transcript has a single exon. The record is from RefSeq and is a predicted model, not a curated record. The coding region runs from base 1 to 1785 and encodes 594 amino acids. Gene Ontology annotation, biological process: carotenoid biosynthetic process. NCBI's taxonomy places the organism in Eukaryota, Fungi, Ascomycota, Dothideomycetes, Pleosporales, Phaeosphaeriaceae. Gene Ontology annotation, molecular function: oxidoreductase activity.